AUGGUCCGUCUCAGCAAUCUCGUGAGCUGCCUCGGCCUGGCCUCCGCGGUCACCGCAGCAGUGGUCGAUCUCGUCCCCAAGAACUUCGACGACGUCGUCCUCAAGUCCGGCAAGCCCGCUCUGGUUGAAUUCUUCGCUCCCUGGUGCGGCCACUGCAAGAACCUCGCGCCCGUGUAUGAAGAGCUGGGCCAGGCAUUCGCCCAUGCCUCCGACAAGGUCACCGUCGGCAAGGUUGAUGCGGACGAGCACCGCGACUUGGGCCGCAAGUUCGGUGUCCAGGGAUUCCCCACGCUAAAGUGGUUCGACGGAAAGAGUGACGAGCCGGAGGAUUACAAGGGUGGUCGUGAUUUGGAGAGUCUGUCUUCGUUCAUCUCUGAGAAGACGGGCGUCAAGCCCCGUGGUCCUAAGAAGGAGCCCAGCAAGGUGGAGAUGCUGAACGACGCGACUUUCAAGGGCGCUGUUGGUGGCGAUAAUGAUGUUCUGGUUGCGUUCACCGCGCCGUGGUGUGGACACUGCAAGAACCUCGCUCCUACCUGGGAAGCCCUGGCCAACGACUUCGUCCUCGAGCCCAACGUUGUGAUCGCCAAGGUCGACGCCGACGCUGAGAACGGCAAGGCCACCGCCAGAGAGCAGGGCGUGUCCGGAUACCCCACCAUCAAGUUCUUCCCCAAGGGCUCUACGGAAUCUGUUCCCUAUGAGGGUGCCCGCUCUGAGCAGGCCUUCAUUGACUUCCUCAACGAGAAGACCGGCACCCACCGUACCGUUGGCGGCGGACUCGACACCAAGGCCGGCACCAUUGCUAGCCUGGACGAGCUGAUUGCCAGCACUUCUGCUGCUGACCUGGCCGCCGCAGUCAAGAAGGCUGCUACGGAGCUUAAGGACAAGUACGCUCAGUACUACGUCAAGGUUGCGGACAAGCUGAGCCAGAACGCCGAGUAUGCCGCUAAGGAGCUUGCUCGUCUGGAGAAGAUCCUGGCCAAGGGUGGAUCGGCCCCUGAGAAGGUGGAUGACCUUAUCUCCCGCAGCAACAUCCUUCGCAAGUUUGUUGGUGAGGAGAAGGAGGCCAAGGAUGAGCUGUAG
This is a messenger RNA of Aspergillus niger, 1080 nucleotides long. RefSeq names its product disulfide isomerase tigA-Aspergillus niger (gene tigA). The record is from RefSeq and is a predicted model, not a curated record. Gene Ontology annotation, molecular function: protein disulfide isomerase activity. Lineage: Eukaryota; Fungi; Ascomycota; Eurotiomycetes; Eurotiales; Aspergillaceae. The coding region runs from base 1 to 1080 and encodes 359 amino acids. Gene Ontology annotation, biological process: protein folding. The transcript is spliced from 2 exons. Gene Ontology annotation, cellular component: endoplasmic reticulum.